AUGGAUCUCCACAAAAGAUUUGUCUCUCGCGUGUUAAUACCUUCCAUCGCAAAGGGCGUCAAAGAUGCAGCAUUUGUGCUGGUCUGUUGGGUUUCUGCACUUCUAAUCCUCUCAAUAAUCACCACCUACCGUGAGGGCCGUGAGGGACAAGUUUCUUCGCUGAAGGCUUCUCUCGAUGACAACAUGCGCCGCGUGUCUGCUAGCCUUGCCCCCUAUGCCAGGAAAUAUUUACCUUUUCUUUAUACCGAAAAGCCAAAAGCCAUCGAGGACUGGGUUGAGGAGCAGAGGGCUGUUGCCAACUUCAGCUUCGCACAUGGCCAUGAUGACCUUGAGACACGGUUACGGCUCCGGGCUGACAUAAAUCGCCGUCUUGAAAGAGCCUUGUGGAUCGAUAACUCAUUGACAACUACCGAUGUCUCUCAUCACCGGGCUUUCUUAGCAUUUUCAGCACGCCUUGUCAACGAUAAACUAGCAAACCGGGACUGGGAGAGAUUAUACGAUGUGGCAGUGGGAUUUCUCAAUGCUGAGCUUGAAAGAACAGACAAGAUCUCACUGGCAGAAACUAGCCUUGUGACCAUCACAGAGAUCAACAUCCAGUGGUUGAGAUCGAAGUGUGAUCCACAGGUCGGUCCAUCUCCGAUCCUUGACAAGGAGAUAUACAACUUGAACGUGACCUAUGGGAAUCUUUAUAACAGCUUCCUUCGACCUGGCCUGCCUAUAAAACCGGCCGUCAAAAUUCUCAGUGUCAUCAUGCCGCAGUAUGAGACCCUUUGGCGAGUUGUCUUGCUGACCUUCGUCACGGCAUACCACUCCCAACGGGAUCUGGCACAUGCAGACGUUGUCAAGCGCACUGAGACUGUCCCAAGCUGCCUUGGGAAGCCAUCAGAAGAACGCGAAGCACUCACAGUGGCCAUGGAGGGCCUUCGCCUCUACCCCUCUAACAAACACCUCUACCGCAGCUGUCCCAUCACCAAAGCUCCCUCUUCCACUCCCAUAAGAACCCAACUUAGUUGUGCCAUCUCCGCACUCCACAGGCACCCCUCCAUCUGGGGCCCCUCCGCACUUCACUUCCUCCCCUCCCGCUUCGAUGACUCGCCUUCUUCAACCGAUAACGACGUUAACGACAACUCUUCCAACACAGGCGGACUCACACCGCUGCAAAAACGGGCCUAUAUCCCUUUCUCCAUCCGGCCGCAUCAGUGCCCUGCUGCGGGGAGACACGGAUUUGGAUACAGGAUGGUAACUAUGUUGGUUGUUGCGUGUGGACGGGUGCUGGGUCCAGAGAGGGGAAAGGUUUUAUUAGGUGGGGAGGGUCUUGAGGAUCUGACGGAAGAGUUGAGGACGGGUAGGGAUGAGUUGGAGGAGUUGGUUUGGGUUAGGAGCGAGGAGGCCCGGAGUGAAUGA
This is a messenger RNA of Thermochaetoides thermophila DSM 1495, 1404 nucleotides long. RefSeq lists its product as uncharacterized. The transcript has 3 exons. Gene Ontology annotation, molecular function: monooxygenase activity; iron ion binding; heme binding. The coding region runs from base 1 to 1404 and encodes 467 amino acids. The record is from RefSeq and is a predicted model, not a curated record. Lineage: Eukaryota; Fungi; Ascomycota; Sordariomycetes; Sordariales; Chaetomiaceae.